AUGAUAACAUGUUCUGGACGCCGCAGGUGCGAGCAUUUUGAUGAACAUGCUCACAGGAGGCUUCUUACUCCAGCCCACAGACAUAUCCAACUCAGACGCAGUCGACGCAUGGACUGUCGAUUCCUUUCCCGUGGCAUGAACAAAGUCUGGCGUGGCUACGCCACUUAUGUAUCCUUCGCAGAUCUUAGUGACGAUGCUGCUGGUAGUAAAUGCGCCGCCGACACAAUCAGCCCCAAAUCCUCCAAAUACUGCGCAGACGGCGAUGUCUACUACCUCAACAACUUUGAUCGCAACAGCGGUCACUUAAACAAGCGUUACGGCUAUGACAGUCUCGUCGACCAAGGUAUCACCCCCGCGAACAUCACCAAAGCUUCGGCCUAG
Letharia columbiana is the source of this 381-nucleotide messenger RNA. RefSeq lists its product as uncharacterized. The transcript has 2 exons. Bases 1 to 381 code for a protein of 126 amino acids. NCBI's taxonomy places the organism in Eukaryota, Fungi, Ascomycota, Lecanoromycetes, Lecanorales, Parmeliaceae. The record is from RefSeq and is a predicted model, not a curated record.